AUGGAAACCCCCACUGCAACCUCCAUUACCCAUAAGCCCAUAUUUACGGUGAAUUUGACGCUUCCAAUGGUCGAAUUCGACCCGGAUGUUCAUUUGAAUGUUGGUUCUCCAGCAUACCAAAUGAGCAUGGAGGAACUGGGUCUUUCCGGAGGCAUCUCCAAAACUGCAGUCACAGCCCCCUUCAGUCUGUUCACCGAGGAUGCCGUUCAUCUUAUGCGUCGUGAGAUUCUGUCUGACCACGUUCUGGACAACUUCUCGUUCGCCUCUUCUAUCAAUUCAUACCAAGUGCGGGGCUUCUCCAAAGAAACCCCCUUCACCACGGCUGCUUGGACCCAUCCCCGAACCAUUGCAACCGUCUCCAAGCUGGCCGGAGUUGAUCUCGUGCCUGUUUUUGAGUACGAAAUCGCCCACACGAACAUUUCCACCGCCGGAGACACCAAGCCCGUUGUUGGCUGGCACAAUGACAGCUACCCAUUCGUGUGUGUUCUCAUGGUAAGCGACACGAACAACAUGGUUGGCGGUGAAACCGUGUUACAGAAGGGCUCUGGAGAAAUGGUAAAGGUUGCUGAUCCUAAGAUGGGACAUGCUACCAUCCUUCAAGGAGGUUACAUUCUUCACAUGGCUUCCAGACCAGCUGAGCUUGACCGGGAGCGAAUCACACUGGUCACCAGCUUCCGUCCACGUGACGCCAUGACAAAGGACGACUCUGUGCUGACUACUGUCAAGCCUAUCUCCGAUAAGAAGGAGCUGUUCAAGCAGUGGAUGAGCUACCGAGCAGACGUGCUGAGUAAGCGAUUCCAGAAGAUGCAUGAGGGUCUGGAAAGUGGGGAGCUGAGCAAUGAGGAGACCAUGAAGCUGUUUGAGGAACAGGAACAAUGGAUUGCUCAUACCUUAAUGCAGAUGGGAGAGGUUGAGUACAAGCUGUAG
Messenger RNA from Yarrowia lipolytica CLIB122, 927 nucleotides. RefSeq lists its product as uncharacterized. Lineage: Eukaryota; Fungi; Ascomycota; Dipodascomycetes; Dipodascales. The record is from RefSeq and is a predicted model, not a curated record.